AAAAUACAAAAACUAGAGAAAUGAGACUCCCAAACAACUCGGGAUGUAUGCUGACAUUGUUGUAAAGUUAGAAGUCAGCACUCAGCAGGAUUUGAACGGAAACAAAAUACAAUUAAGGGGACUAGUUUGUUACACUGAUCCAAAUCUAGGUUUCUUUUUUAAUUGUCACAACCUGUUCCCAAUUUUCCAUUUCGAUCAGGAUCAGAAGCAGCCCAAAAUCUUGAAAUCGAACAGAUAGAGGGAGAGUGAUGGCAUCUGGAUGGGGGAUAACAGGAAACAAAGGGAGGUGCUAUGAUUUCUGGAUGGACUUCAGCGAGUGCAUGUCUCGUUGCAGGGAACCCAAGGACUGCUCUCUUCUCAGAGAAGACUAUCUCGAGUGUCUCCACCACUCCAAAGAGUUCCAACGUAGGAAUCGAAUUUACAAGGAGGAGCAGCGUCAACUGAGAGCAGCUGCGCGAAAGGGCAAGGAAGGUGGAAAUGUAGAUGGUCAUAGUCAUUAAAACAGUUGUGAUUGAACGUUGUUUAAGAUUUCAAGAAUAAGAAUCCACAACUCAGUUGUAUUCUGCUGCAUUCUUCACAUGCCUGUAUUUUGCUCUUAAACAGGAUUCAUUUGCUAUCUGCAAAAACUGCAAGGAAAGUUUGCAUUUCCUUGCAUGUGGACAUCAAUGGUAUGCGAUGCUAUAAUAGGUGAGGUAUUGAUUUUACCAUGUUAA
Molecule: messenger RNA, 713 nt
Organism: Rhododendron vialii
Lineage: Eukaryota; Viridiplantae; Streptophyta; Magnoliopsida; Ericales; Ericaceae
Product: NADH dehydrogenase [ubiquinone] iron-sulfur protein 5-B
Exons: 3
Coding region: 249-500 (83 amino acids)
Biological process (GO): mitochondrial respiratory chain complex I assembly
Source: RefSeq, a predicted model, not a curated record